CCUUAUAGUGUGUAAAUGCAUCAUUGUCGGUGUAUCAUUCAUUAAUCGGUAAAACAGGAACUGAGGGCGUUAUCAGAGGUUAUGUGUUGACGUUUGACUAUCGAAGUAAUGUAAAUAUUCCAUUCUAUAUUACAUUAUGAUGAUGAAAUGUUAUAGGAGAUUCGAACGCCAAAAAUGAAAACUGUAUCUAAGCCAUUGUUCUAUUUGUAAAAAAUACGAUAGUGGUGCAGCUUCUCUAAUAAAUAUUACUAUUUAUGAAACAAAGUAAACAUAAUAUAAAAAUGCAGUUAAAUAGUGAAGACACAUCUGAGCGAAGAUUUGAGAUUGAAUGCAAACUUGAAGCAGAGAUUGCUGUUUUGGAAGCUCUAAAAGAGGUACAAGAGCAAAGUAAAAAAUUGACCAGUGGUAUGGUAGCUAUCCUUACUUCCUUAGAAGAUAGAUUAGCUACAUUACGCCGUACUAUACUUCCAGUUUAUAAUGAAACUGGAAAUCUUCAGGCUCAGCAGCAUAAUAUAGAGAAAACUUUGACGAUACUCGAUCAUGCUAUUGGAUAUUAUGGGGUUUGUCAAGAAGUAGAAGGCUCGGUACGAGGAGGGCCAAACGGUGCUGGAGGCUUAGAUGCUUUUCUAGAAGCUAUGAAUCGUCUUUUCAACGCUCAACGCUAUUUCCAGAAAAACAACCCCAGCUCAGUUGAACUUGAAAAUGUCACUACUCUCUUUGAUGUAGGACUUGAAUCACUUUAUGCUGAGUUUCAUGAUAUUUUAGCAAGACAAAGCAAACCAGUCCUACCUAUAGUUUUGCUGGAUUUGAUAGGUUUGGAUGAGGAUACAAGUAACGAAGAUUCACCACAAUCUUUGUGCCAGUUACCAGAAAGUGCACUUGCUGACCUGAUUAAAAUAUCUGGAUGGCUUGAAGAAAGAGGACAUCGUAGACAUGCCAAGUUGUACUCAUCUGUACGUUCAGCAAUUGUUCUUCGAUCUUUGCAAUUGAUGAAGGAACAUCAGAGAAGUGCCAGCGGUGGAAGCACUCAUGCUGCCAGUCCUAUGCCACGAGCCAAGUUUGCACAUCGUCAGUCUCUGGCAGCGGCAGCAGAGACUGCAGGUCGUCGCACAUCUCGACGGCUGCAGCUGGCGCUGGAGAAAAAGGCAAGCAAAAUGCUGCUGAAAGCUUCGCAAACGACGGGCCUGUCGUUUCCAAGUGCGCGCAAAUCUGUCUCGGGACCGAGCCAGUCAGGUCCUGACGACGCGGCGCCCGACGAGCAGGAGAUGGAAAACUACCUGUUGCUCGCCGCUGGCUUACACCGGCUUAUGCAAGCUGAGCGGACUCUCGUUGGGCGUAUUUUACCGGCAAGUUUGAGACUCCAGGUGCUCGAGGCGACAGUUCGCGAUGCAAUGGACCUCGUCGGUCAGGACGGAGAGAACAUCGCCGCGAGGGCCAAGCGCUGCAUCGCUCGGAGGGAUUUUAGCGCUGUUCUCGUGGUCUUCCCGAUACUAAAGCAUCUCGAGGAGCUCAAGCCGGAUUUGGAGAGGACCGUCGAGGGCUGCGAGUACGCGCUUAGAUCUAAAUUCGCAUCCGUUAUUCAGACCCUCACUGAUACUGGUGCGCAAGCACUUGAGUGCUUCGGGGAGAACGUGCGCAACGAGUCCGGAGCGGUUUUGCCCAAGGACGGAACCGUGGCCGAGAGCACAAGUAAUGUUCUGGUCUUCCUCGAACAGCUGACCGAGUACGCGGAUACCGUUGGCACCGUUCUCAAGCGACACAACGAGACCGACUCUUCUGGUGGUUCAAACUCCAAGCAAGCAGAGAGUCAGCAUCGGAUUGCUUUGGGCCUCUACAUAAAACGAGUACUGGCUCUGUUAAAUCUGGCAUUGGUGAGCCGCAGCGAUACGUCGUACUCGGAUCCGGCCCUUCGCGCGCUCUUCCGUCUCAACAACCACAACUACGUGAUCAAUGCGUUGCGGCGAAGCUCAUUAAUGGAACUACUGCUGCUGGCAGAACCUACAGCCGAGCAAACUUACCAGGAGCUCCUGUUGCGCGACCGUACCACCUACGUAGCUACGACCUUUGCCAAAGCCCGCGGUCACAUCGAAAAUCUUAAUGACGAGCCUGGCUCGAAGGUGCUGAAGGAGCGUUUCUCAGGUUUCACACGAGAGUUUGAAGAGGCCGCCAAGUUUCAGCGCAGCUAUGCAGUUCCUGACUCCCGUCUCAGAGAGGAGCUACGAAAGGAGCUGCGUCAAUCACUAGUACCGGCCUACACAGAGUUUUAUCAACGUUAUCGACAUACCUCUUUCUCUAAGAAUCCAGCCAAGUACAUUAAGUACAGCCCUGAACAGGUGGUUACUACUAUUGACACCUUCUUCGACACUGCCGCGUGAGUUAGGAAAAAUCGAUAGAUAAAGGGACACCGCGAGCAAAACUACCGCAGUGAGAGCUGCGCGGCAGUCAUGCUGGUAUCGAUACAUUUAGUCUGUCUCUUUCUCGAGCAAGCUUUGACUUUAUCAAUUGCCUCACAAAUUAAAGUUUGUACGAACGAUUAGAAAAAGAGUCGUAUGUAUCGCAACGUGACGAUGCCUGGACAGUGCAUGUUAUAUCGUUACGUCGCUAUGAAUGAUAUUAUAUUGUGUAAAAUUAGCGAGUAAGUGCAAAAUUUUUCUGUUACAACGUAAAAUAUUUAUUGUUAAAAUGCAAGUACGCGCACGCGAACACUGUAGGAUAACAUUGGUAUAUUUAUUUUUAUAAUGAUUCUGUUUCAUAAUAAAACAUACGACAGUGUAUAAUUUAAAAAGAGGAGAUUUAAUGUGGUAGUUUUGCUUACAGCUUAUUUCGACAGACGUAUGUUUUGAACAUGCAAGAGAUGACGCAGUAUCACUCAUUUAGUAAACACCCAUUUAAUAAAGCAAAUUUAGUUACAAUAUCUAUGGUUUUUUGUAAUCGGACUGAAACAAGUAUUAUUUCACCGCCCGUUUAAAAACGUAUAGCGGUGACAAAUUACACGUAAGAGACCUGUGUAAACUACACUUUACAUCAAACAUUCCAGUCCAGUCUCGUUUUCAUAUAUACUUUUUUAAUAUAUAUAUAAAAAAAACAAG
Nasonia vitripennis (jewel wasp) is the source of this 3089-nucleotide messenger RNA. It is a transcript of the gene Exo70, whose product is annotated as exocyst complex component 7. The coding region runs from base 255 to 2375 and encodes 706 amino acids. Gene Ontology annotation, biological process: exocytosis. Gene Ontology annotation, cellular component: exocyst. Lineage: Eukaryota; Metazoa; Arthropoda; Insecta; Hymenoptera; Pteromalidae. The transcript has 7 exons. The record is from RefSeq and is a predicted model, not a curated record. Gene Ontology annotation, molecular function: phosphatidylinositol-4,5-bisphosphate binding.